AUGAAGGCCAGAUUUGUUCCUGCCAUUGCCACUCAAUCGUUGGGUAGGACCUGGCACCACAGCCUCGAACAUAAGCUCAGACUGUGCCAUCAGUAUGGCCUCGGAACGUUAGAACUUUUCUUCGAAGAUCUUGAAGGCGUCGCCAACAACCUCCCAUCCUCCCAUCCACACUUGCCUUCUGGCACAUCCUUCCCAGGUUCAACCGAAGAACAAGAAAAGCAGAUCGCCGCCUCCCAGUACAUACACGAACUAUGUGUUCAGUAUCAACUGGAAAUACUGUGUCUUCAGCCUUUCAUGCAUUAUGACGGUCUCGUCGACCCUGCCUCACACAAGGCUGCGAUUGAAAAAUUACAUUUCUGGAUCAGACUUGCUCACAUCCUCGACACGGACCUUAUCCAAAUACCUUCGAGUUUUCUCCCCGAAUCGCAAUGUUCCGGUUCCCGAGACAGGAUCGUGGCGGAUCUGAGAGAAGCAGCUGACGUUGGACUGAGAAGUAAUCCCCCAGUACGGUUCGUCUACGAGGCUCUAUGCUGGGGUACGCAUGUCGAUUUAUGGGAUGUCGCAUGGUCGAUAGUGAUGGAGGUUGACAGGCCAAACUUCGGCACGUGUCUUGAUACUUUCAACCUUGCCGGUCGCGUUUUCGCGGACCCGGCAUCACCCACAGGCAUGACACCAAACUCAUACGAAGACACGCGGGAAACAAUCGCCAAGCUCCGAUCAGAACUGCCGCGCGCCAUUGAGAAGGUCUUUUACGUCGAGGUCUGCGAUGGCGAGCGACUGGAUCAGCCAUUAGUGCCGGGCCACAAGUGGUACCAUCCUGAACAAAAAGCCCGCAUGUCGUGGUCCCGGAAUGCUAGGCUUUUCCCAUUUGAAGAGCGGGGCUACAUGCCGGUUCUCGAAAUCCUCGAAGCAAUCUGUGAUGCUGGCUAUAGAGGUCCAAUAUCGUUCGAGCUGUUUUCGGAAUCUGCAAAUCAGGCUGGCAAGGAUGUACCGGAAGAGCAUGCCAGACGUGCAGCGAUCGCCUGGGCUAAGCUGGAAGAACAUAUGCAUUGGAACGAUUCGGCAGACGUCUCAUGCAAUGCUAGUGUGUAA
This is a messenger RNA of Exophiala spinifera, 1092 nucleotides long. RefSeq lists its product as uncharacterized. Lineage: Eukaryota; Fungi; Ascomycota; Eurotiomycetes; Chaetothyriales; Herpotrichiellaceae. The record is from RefSeq and is a predicted model, not a curated record. The transcript has a single exon. Bases 1 to 1092 code for a protein of 363 amino acids.